Homarus americanus (American lobster) is the source of this 1270-nucleotide messenger RNA. Its product is annotated as zonadhesin-like. NCBI's taxonomy places the organism in Eukaryota, Metazoa, Arthropoda, Malacostraca, Decapoda, Nephropidae. Bases 20 to 1270 code for a protein of 416 amino acids. The record is from RefSeq and is a predicted model, not a curated record. The transcript has 3 exons.
UCUAACACCACAGAACUCCAUGGUGGAAGUCUUAACUUCUCAAGUGGUGACUCCUCUUACACCACAGGAGUCCACAGUGGAAAUUUCACCUUCUCAAGUGAUGACUCCUCUAACAACACAGGAGUCCAAAGUGCAAGUUUCACCUUAUGAAGUGGUGACUCCUCUAACACCACAGAACUCCAUGGUGGAAGUCUUAACUUCUCAAGUGGUGACUCCUCUAACACCACAGGAGUCCACAGUGGUGACUCCUCUAACACCACAGGAGUCCAAAGUGGAAGUUUCACCUUAUGAAGUGGUGACUCCUCUAACACCACAGGAGUCCAUAGUGGAUGUUUCACCUUAUCAAGUGGUGACUCCUCUAAUGCCACAGGAGUCCACAGUGGUGACUCCUCUAACACCACUGGAGUCCACAGUGAUGACUCCUCUAACACCACAGGAGUCCACAGUGGUGACUCCUCUAACAACACAGGAGUCCAAAGUGCAAGUUUCACCUUAUGAAGUGGUGACUCCUCUAACACCACAGAACUCCAUGGUGGAAGUCUUAACUUCUCAAGUGGUGACUCCUCUAACACCACAGGAGUCCACAGUGGUGACUCCUCUAACACCACAGGAGUCCAAAGUGGAAGUUUCACCUUAUGAAGUGGUGACUCCUCUAACACCACAGGAGUCCAUAGUGGAUGUUUCACCUUAUCAAGUGGUGACUCCUCUAAUGCCACAGGAGUCCACAGUGGUGACUCCUCUAACACCACUGGAGUCCACAGUGAUGACUCCUCUAACACCACAGGAGUCCACAGUGGAUGUUUCACCUUAUCAAGUGGUGACUUCUCUAACACCACAGGAGUCCACAGUGGUGACUUCUCUAACACCACAGGAGUCCACAGUGGAAGUUUCACCUUAUCAAGUGGUGACUUCUCUAACACCACAGGAGUCCACAGUGGAUGCUCUCACCCUAUCAAGUGGUGACUCCUCUAACACCACAAGAGUCCACAGGAUGACCACAGUGGUGACCUCUAACACCAGGGAGUCCACAGUGGUGACUCCUCUAACACCACAGGAGUCCACAGUGGUGACCUCUAACACCACAGGAGUCCACAGUGGUGACUCCUCUAACACCACAGGAGUCCACAGUGAUGAUUCCUCUAACACCACAGGAGUCUACAGUGGUGACUCCUCUAACACCACAGGAGUCCACAGUGGAAGUUUCACCUUAUCAAGUGGUGACUCCUCUAACACCACAGGAGUCCACAGUGAUGCUCUACCCAGGAAAUAG